AUGAACCUAGCGCGUCCUUGGCCUUCCCUGCAGGCUGAGAAGCAGCUGCUGCGGAAGGAUGGACCUCGGGGCCGGCGGCUUCUCUGAGGAGCAGUUCCGGGAAGCCUGCGCUGAGCUUCAGCAGCCCGCACUUUCCGGGGCAGACUGGGAGCUGCUGGUGGAGACCUUCGGUAUCAGCAUCUACCGGCUGCUGGACCAGCAGACUGGAGUGUAUGAGUAUAAGGUCUUUGGCAUUCUGGAGGAUUGCUCCCUGGAUCUACUUGCAGACGUCUAUAUGGACUUAGACUAUAGAAAACAGUGGGACCAAUAUGUUAAAGAACUUUAUGAAAAAGAGUGCAAUGGAGAAGUAGUGGUCUACUGGCAAGUCAAGUACCCUUUUCCCAUGUCCAACAGAGAUAGAUUGGGGGCAAUAGACCAUCCUGCAGGGUGCCUGGAGGAGGGGCAGCCCACCGUGGGUGCUGUAGAGCCUUCGAGCUGGCCUGGGGCUGUGGUCGCGGCUGUUGCACGGCGAGAGCUGGACCAUGAAGGACAGAAGAUCCACGUGAUCCUGGCCCAGAGCACCUCCAUGCCACAGUUUCCAGAGAAAUCGGGCGUGAUUCGGGUGAAGCAGUACAAGCAGAGGCUGGCGAUCCAGAGCGAUGGCAAGAGGGGGAGCAAAGUUUUCAUGUAUUACUUCGAUAACCCAGGUGGCCAAAUUCCAUCCUGGCUCGUUAACUGGGCUGCCAAGAAUGGAGUUCCUAACUUCUUGAAAGACAUGACGAAAGCCUGUCAGAACUAUCACAAGAAAACCUAAGGGAGGGAAUUGGGAGCCUUGUGUCCAUGGAAUGAUGUCUCCGGAAGUGCCACAACCGCCAGCGCUCAGCCUGCCUUUCACUUUUUUGUCCUCAGAGGCUUGCACGCUCUCCAGCAUGUUGUCCCUGGGUGUGUUUGCCUGACGCCCGGCUUCCUUUCCCACUCUCCCUUCCCCAGGACCCGCUGCCUUCUUCCACUGUUGAAUGUGGGUCAGAUUAGGGAAACUUUUGCUUGUUUACUUUUAAAAAGGGGAGUCCUCAGUAAGGAACACAGUCAAUCCAUUUUGCCAUUCUAGGGAGAUCUUGGGUGGAGGAGUGACAACACCAGCUAAGAGUGACUGAUCCUGGCAAGCUGGCUCCUUCCCACAUAUGAUUUCAUGCAACCCAGGGGGGUGAUUUCCUGCUGAAGUUGCAUUUUCUUCAGAACUGACACUCAGUGCACCAAGACUGGAAGAUUCAUGUCCAUUUGCCUUAUGCUUUGCUGCCUUGAUUUGAACUGAUAAUCCACUAAGCCUCUCCCCAUUCCUGCUUGUGGAGGAUCAUGAGCUCUUUUGAUUUUAAACCAUUUUGAAGAACGUUGCAGGCCUAAGUGUAUAGUGUGAUAACAAUUUUUUCUCAUCACCCAUGUCUGGGUUUCUCUCUUUCCCAUAUGCCACUGGAGAAGGCUGUCCGUACCUCACUAGCUCUGCCUUUUACUGGACACUAGGCAUCAAGACUGCUCUGGCAGUUACCAGAAGCCAACCUAACUUUGCACACAGCAUUGCGAUAAUGUGUCUUUUUAUGCAAUUUCCCUUCCAGAAUGUUUGGAGAUGUUGAAAGGAUAAGAGUUCCCAGCCAGGGAAAUAUUAAUUAGUGGUGUGUUUGACUCUACACCUUUUUCUCAGGAAUUCUACCUAAGUUAUCCACCUGUCCCACCACCAGAAGACGUUCCGUUUCCUACUUUUCUCUUGAAUUUUGGAGGGAAAGAUAUUCUGUGGACAAAGGCACAGCCUUAUAAUCUCAGGGAAAAAUUUUAACCACUGUAUGUGACGAUACCAAACAUUGAUUAAGGGGCAUAAAAAUUCUGGAUGCAAAGCCGGAAGCAGGGGAUUUAUUAAAAUGGGAUACUCCAGACUCUGUAAUUUCUCUCUGGAAAGGGAAGUGCAUUGAAUACCAAAUAAAUACAGAGUGACUUAUA
Messenger RNA from Physeter macrocephalus (sperm whale), 1968 nucleotides. Its product is annotated as phosphatidylcholine transfer protein. Gene Ontology annotation, molecular function: phosphatidylcholine intramembrane carrier activity; phosphatidylcholine binding. Bases 59 to 793 code for a protein of 244 amino acids. The transcript has 7 exons. Lineage: Eukaryota; Metazoa; Chordata; Mammalia; Artiodactyla; Physeteridae. The record is from RefSeq and is a predicted model, not a curated record.